Messenger RNA from Blastomyces dermatitidis ER-3, 1681 nucleotides. RefSeq lists its product as uncharacterized. NCBI's taxonomy places the organism in Eukaryota, Fungi, Ascomycota, Eurotiomycetes, Onygenales, Ajellomycetaceae. The coding region runs from base 260 to 1453 and encodes 397 amino acids. The transcript is spliced from 2 exons. The record is from RefSeq and is a predicted model, not a curated record.
AACCCGAACAGCUGGAGCCAGGGCUAACCCAUGAUCUGCAGGUGGAAGAGGGCAAUUCAGCCGGUUAGAAGAGGCAAAAAACAAAAUGGCGGUUGCGAGAGACAACGACUCAUCCCAUCAGCUUCAUCAAAGCUUGUGUUUUGACGGCCUUUUUUCAUCUCAUUGUUCGGUCUAUUAGUUCAUCACCUAGUUACCGCUAUGGCCUGACCACUCCCCUCCCUCCCCCCAAUAUAACCAUGAGUGAGUGAGGCAUUGCACAAUGCAAUGCACAUAUCCCAAUCGCAGGCAGCUGAUCAGCCUUACGCUGGCCAUCGUCCUCCUCCUGCUGCUGGCCUUCUACUAUCGCAGCCAGGGUCCUUUUUCCUUCCACGCGCCAAAUACAUCCUAUCCGGCUUCGUCUGUACAGAGUCCGAUUACCUCUUCACCACCUCGCCCUCCUCCGCCUCCUUCUCCUCCUCCUCCAGCGUCCAGCUCCGACCCCAAACGGCCUCAAAAUGAACCGUCCACGCCUCACAACCUCACCCACCCCACCCUCACAACCGCAAUCUAUAUCGUCGACAAUCCCACCACCCUAAACAACACCACCCCCACCAUAUCCCCCUACCUCACCGUCCCCGCCAACAAGGGCCACGAAGCCAUGGUCUACCUAACCUACAUAAUAGACACCUACCACGCCCUCCCAGACAUCUCAAUCUUCAUGCACGCCCACGCCGUCACAUGGCACAACAACGACUUUCUCUCCUCCUCCUCUUCCGCACAAGCCGUCCAACGCCUCCGCAGCGCCAAGGUCCUGCGCGACGGCUACAUGAACCUGCGCUGCCACCACAACCCGGGCUGCCCGGACCACAUCCACCCCACCAUCCCAACCGACCAAGGCACCACCAAAACGACGACGGCGGGUCAAAGCGCCAGCGCCAGCGACACGGGCGAAACCCAAAGCCAAGACGACAUCCUAAACAUCCCCGAAUCCGCCGUGAUGGGCCAAGCGUGGACCGAACUGUUCCCCACAACGCCCAUCCCCCGCGUCCUCUCGCAGCCCUGCUGCGGCCAGUUUGCCGUGAGCGCCGACCGGAUCCGCUCCGUGCCGCGCGAGCGCUAUGUGGAGUUUCGGAAUUGGUUGUUGGCGACGGCGCUGGAUGACCGGCUGAGCGGGCGGGUGUGGGAGUAUCUGUGGCAGUAUGUGUUUGGGCGGGUGGAGGAGUAUUGUCCGGAUGAGUAUACUUGUUAUUGUGAGGGGUACGGGGUGUGUUUCGGCGGGGAUAAGGGGGAGUAUUUGAGGUAUUUUGAGUUGAGGAAAAACAGUACGGAGAUUAGGGAGGAGAUUGAGAGAUUGAAGGAGGGAGGUGAUAAGGAUAAGGAUAAGGAUAACGGGAGGGUGAAGGAGCGGGAGCGGGAGUUGGAGGUGAUUCUGACGCAGAUGGAGGAGAUCAAAGCGAAGUCGGGGGGCUCGUGAUGGGAUAACGUUACUUUCCUUGUUUUUCUUCUUUCUGCCUUUCAUUUAUUCAUUGCAAAGGGAGUUAUUGACAUCUUGUUUUCUCUCCUUCAAGGGCUACAUCAGAUGUCUUGGGCUGUUGACAGACAUGGAAAGGCGGAUACUUUUCGGAAAUAUAUAUAUGGAUACCCCUGCAGGAGCGAGUCCGUUAGUAAUUACAACCGUCACACAAUAAUCUCCAUCUUGCAA